GGAAAACUACACUAGGCGGGGCAAAUCUAAUGUCAAGCGCAAGCUUUAUAUUAACUGAUACAUGUAGCUUAUGAACAACUAUAUAGAGGUAGUUGACACAUUUGGUGGUUGCGAACGCAAGUCGCUUACUCCAACUGUGAGCGAAGCGACCUGUUGGUUCUAACGAUCACAUCCGAUCUAACUUGCAAUAAUGCGAUCUGAUGACCAAAGAGGAGACAGCAUACCACCGGUCCUUUCCCAUCAAUAUAGCACAUCUAUCUAUUCUAGCUCAAGAGCCGAAAAGUCGACACUUGCAUAAUGGGUUCUUUAAUUGAAAACUGUACGAUUGAUGUAAUCAACGAGAUAAUCAACUACCUAGAGCCGGACGCUAUCCGCAACCUCCGGUUAAGCUGCAAGACUCUAGCAAUCAAAUCCUCCUCGUUAUAUCACGUCAAGGCCUUGUUCCAAUCGAAACAUGUUGAAUUAACAGAACAGGCGCUUCGUGCAUGUGCCGAGGGAACGCAGGCUGGGGGACUCUGCUGUCUUGUAGAGGAACUGACUCUAAGCAGUAUUGCUGGCGGUGGUGACGCACCCCGACGAACACGGCAAGGAAGAGUGCAACUGUGGAGGAAAAACAAAGACUCCUUGCUCAGCCAGUCCUUCAUCGCGCUCAAAAGAAAUGGUCCCACUAGAAGGCUUGCAUCGCUGUCACUCGAGGUAGCGGUUCCCCCCGAUCUUAAAGCGAGACUUCAGCCUGCCGAUGCGCGCGCAGAAUAUGACUGGAGACCUGUGUCAGAGGCAGCAGUGGACACAUUUCACACUACUUUCAGAGCCUUGGCGACAAGCCAAUUGCGAACUGAGAGCCUCAACAUGUUUAAUGGCCCAGGACAGCAGCGGUGCAGCUUACCUUGCAAUGCACUCAGUAAGGUCGAUUGGGACGACGAGGGCCUAACCGAGUCUCUCUCAUCCAUGCGAUCACUCUCUAUUAGCCUGUCUAACCGAGUCUCCAAGUUUGAUGAAGACGAAGACGGGCAUGUCAUAACUGAUAACAGGACAACACGACGAUCUCGAAGAAAUCACCACAACGAAGAAGACGUAUCCAUAGCUCAAGAUGAAAGAAACUUUACUGGACUUGCAAGUCUCUUUCAACUCUUGAAGAAUCUUAAGAGCUUCGAACUCCACUACUUUCGCCUUCGCGGGGAGCUCCAAGGACUGCCAUUACCUAUGGACUGGUGCCAUGAGCGACUCCUACAACGUCUCGUCACCCUAAACAGUCUGCCAAACCUAACUCGUUCUACGCUUCGGGGUAUCUACGCUACGGAGACCGACUUGCUUGCAUUCAUUAAGCAGACGAGAGUCAGCGAGCUCUCUCUAGAGAAUGUCACCCUAUCGUCAGGAACAUUCAGGUCGAUCUUUGAUUACUGCACAAGCACAGCGACCUCGGUCACCAAGUUGAACUUUAACGUCUUAUACGAGAUGGGUGCACAGCCGUCGCCGAUGGUUCUGUUCCUCGGACCUGGACGGUCGAGGCUUGGGUAUGACGCAUUCGGACUUGGAAGUGAAUCACUAGAGCGGAGCAGGGAUGAUAUUAAUCAACCCAUUUCUUACCACACGCCUCCUCCACCUCCAAUGGGAAGUCCUGUGAUGGCUAGAUAUGUGGCGUUUCGGCGUAGAGAAUAUGGGAGUACGUAGUAACUAGGUUCUGUCCUAGGUUUUACAAGAAGGCAAUUACAUAGUCAGCUACAGCACACCGUUCAUAGCGC
Messenger RNA from Pseudogymnoascus verrucosus, 1742 nucleotides. RefSeq lists its product as uncharacterized. The record is from RefSeq and is a predicted model, not a curated record. The coding region runs from base 298 to 1671 and encodes 457 amino acids. The transcript has a single exon. Lineage: Eukaryota; Fungi; Ascomycota; Leotiomycetes; Thelebolales; Thelebolaceae.